CCUUCGACGCACCAAAUGACACCCCAUCGACAACAUGUGGCCGGCCGCAUCGCUCCUCCCCAACCCCCCGACUCCGCAACCCCGUCCCCGACUCUCCGGCGGGUCCCGACACCGCACCAGCGAACGCCGUCGAUGCUCUACGCUUACCGUGCUUUCCUCCUCCUCUUCCUCUUCCUCUAGCGACGCAAAGGAGGACCUGGUCACUGCCGCCGGGCGUCUCCUUUGGGGCCGCGGCCUCCCCCCUCAGGCCCUCGUCUCUGCCGUUCGAACCGGAUGGUCUGCCGCGUGGCAUCUAAUGAUGCACCAACUCGCUCCCUCCUCCUCCGCCGCCGCCGCCUCCCCACCUGGCUCCUAUGCCCGUCCCACUUCCUCCUUUCCCUCGGUCCCCGCCUCGUACUGCCGGAACCCCAUGAACCUCCACCUCUACGUCGCCCUCCCCUGCCCCUGGGCGCACCGCGUCCUCGUCGUCCGCGCGCUUAAGGGCCUCCGCUCCGCGCUCCCCGUUUCCAUCGCGGCCCCCGGCCUCGAUGGCUCCUGGCUGUUCCGCCCCCGUGGGCCCUCCGCCGUCGGCGAAGAUCUGAGCCCCGGCCCCGACCGCGCCAAUGCGCGGAGGACGCUGAGGGAGGUGUACGGGCUCCGGAGGGGCGGCUACGACGGGAGGUCGACGGUGCCAAUGCUUUGGGACGCGGAGAGGAAGGAAGUGGUGUGCAACGAGAGCUACGCGAUCAUCGAGUUCUUGAACUCCGCUGACUUCGGUGGUGAGGUUCAUGGUGGCCCAGGGUUGGACCUCUGCCCGUCGGAGCUCAAAACCGAGAUCGACGACUGGAAUCGGGUGAUCUAUCCCAACGUUAACAAUGGGGUUUAUAGAUGCGGGUUUGCGCAGAGCCAAGAAGCAUAUGACACUGCAGUCAAUGGAUUGUUCAACACAUUGGAUAUGAUAGAAUCUCAUCUGUCUACCUCUCGCUACUUGUGUGGGGAUGCACUGACUUUAGCUGAUGUCUGCCUAUUUACUACUUUGAUCCGUUUCGACCUUGUGUACAACGUCCUCUUCAAGUGCACAAAGAAGAAGCUACUUGAGUACCCCAAUCUUUAUGGCUAUACAUGUGAUAUGUAUCAGAUUCCAGAGGUUGUGAGUACUUGCAAUUUUGAGGCUAUCAUGGAUGGUUACUACUGUACUCUAUUUCCUCUGAAUCCUGGUGGGAUCCGGCCAGUCAUGCCUUCAGCUUGCAAUCAUGAUUUGCUUUCUAAACCGCAUAAUAGAGAAGUAUUAUCUUCGAGUGGCAAACGAAGCAUACAUGCUUCAGAAACCUAACAGUCAACUGCUUGUCUCAGAAACACAAAGCGUUCAAAAUGGUAAGUGCACAUAGCUCCAGUUUGCUUAAUGUGCCACUACUAAUCAGUACAGCUUUUCUUUUACUAGUUCCAGCUGCUUUCCCAGCAUAGCAAGUACUGUCAUAUUAAAGAAAACUAUGAAGCAGUGGCACUACUAAUGCAAGAAAAUCAUACAAAUGUGCAUUGUGUGGAAAGAGUAAGGUAAGUUGUUUCAGAACUUGGUAAUUGCUUUGCUUAAUCCCAGGUGUGAAGUGCCAUUAACUCCGUAUGUUGUUUUUUCUACUAUGUGCUACAUAAAAAAAUAAAGACAAAAACAUCAAAAAUUUUUGCAGCUGAACCAAAAACUGACAUCCUUCAUAAAUUUUUCUUUUAUGAUGAACCAAAGACACCAUAAUUUUCUUGCUUUGCCAAAGUGACUUUGAUAACAUAAUCCAACCGGUAGACUCAGUGAAAAUGACAUGUACUAUCAUUAGAUGAGAGGCGCAAAACAGUAACAUAUAGCGUAGGAUUUAUAUCUAAGAAAACCCCUCUAGUCUCGGUAUCUGCUUGAAAUGUUUAAAAUCCAUGCCAAAGCAUUUAUUCUUGCUUAGUAUCUUGGUCUGUCACACUGAUGUCAGAACUACACUGAUUUCCUGCUUUGUUUUACAUGCUCACCUUGAGGUUGUCUUGGAGUUACCUGUGAAUAAGAUAUGAAUUAUUGUAUUAUUUAACUAUGAUCAGAAUGGCCUUGCAAUAUACUUAUUAAAAGUUAGUUCUAUGUGUUCUUCUGCCUGGUGCUCCAACACCAGUCCUUCUUCAGAUGUUAUUCAAAUCGUUUGGAUCUCAAGUCCCCAUUCACAUGGUUGGACAUGGUUGUACCUUUCUUCAAUAUUGGUUUUAUUUUAGAAGCAAAAUACAGUAGUUGGUCAGGGGGGCAAGAUUAUGAUGUUUUUGUGUCUGCAGAUUUGUCAUGACGUGGCUUGUUUCUCCCCUCUCAAAGGGCCAUAGCUUGUUCUACUAUGCCCUUAGCAACUAAACAUAAUUAAUCUCUCCUUUCAUGCAUUAACAAUUAUCAAAUACAUAGUUUUUACUGUUGAUUCUCCUUUUCAUUUUUUAGUAACUAAUGCCACUGCCAUUCUUGCCACACUAGAAUUGGGGAGCUAUCUAAGAGGAUUCAGCUAUCUACUUAAAUGAGCAGCUAUGUAUUGCAAUCCCAAGGGUUAUUUACUACCUUGCAAGAAUUUUAACCUAGAUCAAAAGCGAGCAAAAAGUGCAGCCGUCUCUGUCUAUUAUGGCCAUGUUUGCAACUGAAUAUUUGAAGGCGUGCCUUUCAGAUUCGGAAGCAAGCUUAUGAAUGCUGAUCGAGGAAUUAUCUACGACAAAAGGCUUUUAGUGGUUCUGAGAGGCAUAAUUUGUCAAUCGUGUGAUAAAUGGUGAUAGCAAAAUGCCCCUCUAAACACAGUUCUCAGCAUAAGGUGAUCCAAAUUAACUUACAUUCAGAUUCAAAGUUGGCUAGCUACAAGGUACCGCAGGAAGAACGAUACUGGAAGAAGAUCUUGUUGGUUAUUGUUGUAAAAUAAAAUGUAACCAUGAUGAUGGUGUUCUCAAAACAUUUCUGUUGAUUUUGAGAAAUUCUAGAUAGUGAUUGUUAAUUUAUCUA
Messenger RNA from Musa acuminata AAA Group (dessert banana), 2971 nucleotides. RefSeq lists its product as uncharacterized. The record is from RefSeq and is a predicted model, not a curated record. Lineage: Eukaryota; Viridiplantae; Streptophyta; Magnoliopsida; Zingiberales; Musaceae. Gene Ontology annotation, molecular function: glutathione transferase activity. The transcript is spliced from 2 exons. Gene Ontology annotation, cellular component: cytoplasm. Bases 35 to 1312 code for a protein of 425 amino acids.